AUGGCUUCUUCUUCCUCUUCCUCACCAAAUUGGGUCAUGGAAAAUGGAGUUAUGCCCCAUGUUUUAGCUGUUGAUGACAACCUCAUUGACCGCAAACUCGUUGAGAAGCUCCUCAGGAAUUCUUCUUGCAAAGUGACAACUGCAGAAAAUGGACCGAGGGCAUUGGAAUUUCUGGGGUUGGCAAGUGAUGAAGAAAGCACCUUGAAGAGCACAGGAUCCAAAGUGAAUAUGAUUAUCACAGACUAUUGUAUGCCUGGGAUGACAGGAUAUGAGCUACUCAAGAAAAUAAAGAAAUCGUCAAUCAUGAAGGAAGUUCCCGUGGUGAUAAUGUCAUCUGAGAACAUCCCAACUAGGGUGAACAAGUGUUUGGAGGAAGGUGCUCAGAUGUUCAUCCAAAAGCCCCUCAAACAAUCUGAUGUAAAGAAGCUGACAUGUCAACUGAUGAACUGCAGAGGCUAGCUAAAAGAACCUUUCUUUUUUAUGUGGGUGUAAAUUUUGAAAGGGGCCCCUGUAACUUCAUAUCGGGGUUCAGUCUUGCGGCUUAACUUGUUUAGGUAGGAGAAUGAAGAUCAUUGUUUUGAGGAUGUUUGUCUUGUCUCCUUUCUUUUCAUUCGGUACAUACCAGUUAAGUUU
Messenger RNA from Neltuma alba, 633 nucleotides. RefSeq names its product two-component response regulator ARR17-like. NCBI's taxonomy places the organism in Eukaryota, Viridiplantae, Streptophyta, Magnoliopsida, Fabales, Fabaceae. The transcript has 5 exons. The coding region runs from base 1 to 459 and encodes 152 amino acids. Gene Ontology annotation, biological process: phosphorelay signal transduction system; cytokinin-activated signaling pathway. The record is from RefSeq and is a predicted model, not a curated record.